AUUAAAUGAUAUCCCGAUUGGUGGCGACCGAAUGAGGCGUUUUCCCGAAGUGUCUAUUGUUUACCCUAAGCUAAUCAAAUGUGAUUUCCCCGAUUGUAAGCAAACCUUCAAACAAACCAAUCAUAUUGUCAAACAAAGAAAUCGCGUUCAUUUGAAACUAAGAUUUAUUUGUGAUUUCAAAGAUUGCAAUAAAGGUUUUCACAAAAUGUCAUAUUUAAAAGAGCAUAAAAGCACUCAUUUAACUGUUAAACCAUUUAAAUGCCAUUAUAAGGAUUGCGGCGGAAGUUAUGCCAGAAAUCAAUAUCUUCAAAAACAUGUUAAAUAUUCUCAUAAAAAU
Messenger RNA from Medioppia subpectinata, 337 nucleotides. NCBI's taxonomy places the organism in Eukaryota, Metazoa, Arthropoda, Arachnida, Sarcoptiformes, Oppiidae. The record is from the annotation of a GenBank genome assembly.